Felis catus (domestic cat) is the source of this 3499-nucleotide messenger RNA. It is a transcript of the gene MTMR1, whose product is annotated as myotubularin related protein 1. Gene Ontology annotation, biological process: phosphatidylinositol dephosphorylation. The transcript has 17 exons. Lineage: Eukaryota; Metazoa; Chordata; Mammalia; Carnivora; Felidae. Bases 93 to 2204 code for a protein of 703 amino acids. The record is from RefSeq and is a predicted model, not a curated record. Gene Ontology annotation, molecular function: phosphatidylinositol-3,5-bisphosphate 3-phosphatase activity.
GAGCCGGCGGGCGGCGCGGCACGGCGGCGGGCCCUUCCGGGCGCCGCUCCCCACUCGCUGGGGCUUCCCCGCGGCGGCGGGCCCGGCGCGCCAUGGACAGGCCGGCGGCGGCGGCGGCAGCGGCGGCGGCGGCGGCGGCAGCGGCGGCGGCGGCGGCAGCGGGCAGCGAGAGCGGCGGGGGCCCGGGCCCGGUGCCGGCGGGUGGCAGGAGGCCUCCUCGGGGGGCGGGGGCCCCUGCCGCCGGCUCCCGGCAGCCCAGCGUGGAGACCCUGGACAGUCCUACAGGAUCACAUGUUGAAUGGUGUAAACAGCUUAUAGCUGCUACAAUUUCUAGUCAGAUUUCAGGUUCAGUGACAUCAGAAAAUGUAUCCAGAGACUACAAGGUUUUCAGGAGGCCUGAUAUAAGGGAGAUUCAGGAAGAACACAAUGGCUACCCUUCUGAAGCUGAAGCUGAUCAGGUGGCUCUAAGAGAUGGAAAUAAACUGGCACAGAUGGAAGAAGCGCCACUUUUUCCAGGAGAAUCAAUCAAGGCCACUGUGAAAGACGUCAUGUACAUUUGUCCAUUUGUGGGAGCAGUGACUGGAACCCUAACAGUGACGGACUUUAAGAUGUACUUCAAAAGUGUCGAGAGGGACCCGAAUUUUGUUCUUGAUGUUCCCCUUGGUGUGAUCAGCAGAGUUGAGAAGAUCGGAGCACAGAGCCACGGGGACAAUUCCUGUGGUAUAGAGAUCGUGUGCAAGGAUAUGAGGAACUUGCGACUUGCUUAUAAACAGGAAGAACAGAGUAAACUUGGGAUAUUUGAGAACCUCAACAAACACGCAUUUCCUCUUUCCAAUGGGCAGACUCUCUUUGCAUUCAACUACAAAGAAAAAUUUCCGAUAAACGGAUGGAAAGUUUAUGAUCCUGUAUCUGAAUAUAAGAGACAGGGCUUGCCAAAUGAGAGCUGGAAAAUAUCCAAAGUGAACAGUAGCUAUGAGCUCUGCGACACCUAUCCUGCUGUCAUUGUGGUGCCAACUAGUGUAAAAGAUGAUGACCUUUCAAAAGUGGCGGCCUUUCGAGCAAAAGGCAGAGUCCCCGUGUUAUCAUGGAUUCAUCCAGAAAGUCAGGCAACGAUUACCCGUUGCAGCCAGCCACUUGUGGGUCCCAAUGAUAAACGCUGCAAAGAAGAUGAAAAAUACUUGCAAACAAUAAUGGAUGCUAAUGCACAGUCUCACAAACUUAUCAUCUUCGAUGCCCGACAAAACAGCGUCGCUGAUACCAACAAGGCCAAGGGUGGAGGAUACGAAAGUGAAAGUGCUUACCCCAAUGCGGAGCUCGUGUUCUUGGAGAUCCACAACAUUCACGUGAUGAGAGAGUCCCUGCGUAAACUGAAAGAGAUCGUGUACCCCUCGAUCGAUGAGGCACGGUGGCUCUCCAACGUGGAUGGGACGCACUGGCUGGAGUAUAUAAGGAUGCUUCUUGCUGGGGCAGUAAGAAUUGCUGAUAAGAUAGAAUCUGGGAAAACUUCGGUGGUGGUGCAUUGCAGCGAUGGUUGGGACCGAACAGCCCAGCUGACCUCUCUGGCUAUGCUGAUGUUGGACAGUUAUUACCGCACCAUUAAAGGCUUCGAGGCUCUCAUAGAAAAGGAGUGGAUAAGCUUCGGACAUAGGUUUGCCCUGAGAGUGGGCCAUGGCAAUGACAACCACGCAGAUGCUGACCGGUCCCCUAUUUUUCUUCAGUUUAUUGAUUGUGUUUGGCAAAUGACAAGACAGUUUCCUUCAGCAUUCGAGUUCAAUGAACUGUUCUUGAUCACGAUUUUGGAUCACCUCUACAGCUGUCUCUUUGGGACCUUUUUGUGCAACUGUGAACAGCAGCGACUCAAAGAGGAUGUAUAUACGAAGACUAUAUCUUUAUGGUCGUAUGUCAAUAGCCAGCUCGAAGAAUUUUCGAAUCCUUUCUUUGUGAAUUAUGAAAACCAUGUCUUAUAUCCCGUUGCUAGUCUGAGUCAUCUGGAACUAUGGGUAAACUAUUAUGUGCGAUGGAACCCACGAAUGAGACCUCAGAUGCCCAUUCACCAGAAUCUCAAGGAGCUGCUGGCCGUCAAGGCAGAGCUGCAGAAGCGGGUGGAGGACCUGCAGCGGGAGGUGGCCACGCGCGCCUCGUCCUCGUCCGAGCGGGGCUCGUCACCGUCGCACUCGGUCACCCCCGUCCACACCUCCGUCUGACGGGGUGUGGAGGGUGGCACUUCCGGCGACUCCAGUGGGCGAGGAUGUCCUGCCCGGUGGCCCAGGCGAGGGACCGCAGCUUGUGCUCUGCUCUUCUAGGCUUGGGCCCGACGUCCUCCCAUUCUGGAAGGCACUUUCAGCCACUGACCGUUUGUGUGGCUAGGACCGCUCCCACCAUCGUCAAGUGCUUUUUGUUCUGUGACCCGUGCCCCUCCUGCCGGCGGUUUGUGGCGGCACCUAUUGCACCUACCCCGUGAACCGCCCGCCAGUCCAGCCGCUGGGGACGGGGAGGGAGCAUGGGGUGCGGGGCUUCAGGUCUCUCUCCAGUUCCUUGGAAGGUAAAUCCUUCAUUUUCAAACGCACCCUGUUCACUUCCAGACCGCGUGCCAGCCACGUGGCUUCCUUCAGCUCUUUGCUCCAACCUGAAAAACGUUUUGAACUGAACUACUGGGUGGGGGCGGGCCCACCGCUGCCACCACGUCUCCCGUCCCCUUCAUGCAAGGGGCCUCCUGCACCAGUUACUGCUGUGUACAUAGAAGGCAUUUUUAAGAAAGAGAAACCGGUCUUUAUUUUCCUAUGCCCUUUUUUUACGUUUAGACGAGGAGGCGUCUGCUUCCACGGGCUGGGCAAGCCCUUGCGCACAAAGCUCACGCCAACUUGAUGUGGUACAUCUGGCACGUGAUUCGAACGGGGCCCUGGAGAUGGCACAAUGUCCUGUCCUCCCCCCAGACACCCGUGCUCGCCUCCCGGGCCGCGGCACCGGCCCUUCCUUUACUGCCGCCAGCUGUGUGUGCCCACGCGAGCCUGCCCCGUCCCGCAGCUGCCUGUCGGAAAGGUUUCUCGUUUUAUAGAGACCCUGCGGCUCCGUUUGUUCUCGCCACCGCAUGGCCAUCGUCCCCAGCUGCCCCCGCUCUGCCAGGUGCGUUCCCCAGCUCCGCUUACUCGUGCGGCUGCAUGGUGACCCUCGGCUUCCCUGGAGCUCCCCUGAGCCAGCAGUGGGGUGGCCCGGGGUGGGGUGGGGGUUCUGGAGCGGGCGGUGCCACCCUCCCCUGGAGGUGACCCCGAGACCCACCUGUGCGAUUGAGAAGCAGAACAGACCGUUCUCCUGGAGUGUACCUAGCACAGAACUCUAAAACAACUUGAAUACUGUUACCUAAGCAGUUCUUUUUGUCUUUUAUUUAAGUGUACUAGAAUGUAAAACCUUUAUCGUUCCGAUUUUUAAAAACUGGUACAGUAUCGUAUUUGCCUCAUCUGAUGCACUGUAUUUCGAUCUGUAAUUAAAAUAAUAUGUUUGC